UAGUUCAUUGCGACAUCUCUACAUGAGAGGACAUGAAGCUUCUUUUGAGAUUAUUUUUUGUGCUUAUCGCAGGGAAUUUCCUGAUCGUUGAGUGUGAUGAACUUGUAGGCACAGUCAUCCCAAAAUCAGCUCACAAAGACAAACCAUACACAACAUUCAUUCAAGUUUAUGACCUAGAUGAUUCAGCAGAGCUAGCCAUACAGUUUCACACCUUAAACCAAACUUAUAGCUUAAUUGAACAAGGAAAUAAAACAUUUGAGUAUCAUGUCAGCAGGUUCGGUUCAAGACAGUCUGUAAACUUGACCUCGACACUUUUUCGGGAGAAGAAAAUUCGCGGAAAUUUGAUUAAGCAAUGCAACACACAAAUGAGAGAAAUUAAGGUUGAAUAUCCAAGAUUUUUCAUAUUCAUUCAAAUGAAUAAGCCAAUUUACAAGCCAGGAGAUUCUGUUAAGUUUCGUUUAAUUGUUAUGGAUAAAGAUUUGGUGCCACAUCAAAUGAACAAUAUUCUGAUUACUAUAACUGAUCCAUAUGACCGAAUUAUGCAAGAACUGGACGAUCUUGAAGACAACAAUUUGGGUAUUUACACCAAUACGUAUAAUUUAAGUGCCAGCACUCUCCUUGGUGAUUGGAAAAUGACAGUUGUUGUUGACAAAGAAGAAAAGUUUAGAGCAUCAAAAAUUAUUCCUGUCCAGAAGUAUGCACUGCCUUUAUUUGCAUUAAAAGUCGAUACAUCAUCAAAACAUUACCUGCCCAACCACAAACUAAUCAUAUCCUUCGGUGCUAAGUACUCAUUUGGAGAAUAUGUCACUGGAAAUGCUCAACUAGUCAUCCAUGAUACUUCAGACAACAGAACAUGCUACUCAAAGACAUAUAAUAGCAUUACAGGCAUCGAGACUGUAACAUUAAAUAUUGUAAAAGAUUUGAAGACGUCCAUAGCAAAUCUGGUAAACUUUAAAGCCAUAGUUACAUUCACUGAACCAGAAACAGGCACUGAAGUCAUCAAAUCAACAGAAUUUAGUGUCCAUAAUUCAGAAGAAAUGAGCAUUAAGACAGUCCACUCAAAUACAUUCACACCAGGCUUACCAUUCAAUGUAAAAGUAUUCGCAAAACAAUGGAAUGGCGACAAGUUUGUUUCAAAUGAGCCUGUUAGUGUCAACAUCAAGUACAUUCACAAAGAUAAAACCAAAACUUCAAUACACUUGAACCCUUUCGUUGAAGAUGGAGUAGCUAAUGGUGAAGUUAUUGUGCCACUGGAUGUUGAAACUUUUGAUAUUGAAUGUCGAUUUAUCAGCAGUAAAGUAUAUCGGAAAAGAUUGAAGAUGGCAAAAGUUGAGCAGACACGAAAUUCGAUGAUUCUUGAGUAUAAGCCUGAAAGACCAAGCUUCGGCAAUGAUGUUGAAAUAUUUGUCAGCAGUGCUUACAAAAUGGAGCAGGUUCUUGUAGCUAUUGUGACUAAAUAUGGAGUAACAAAAGCUACAGCUAUGAAGUGCGAUGACAAAACUGCUUGCAAUUUCAAACUUACAAUUACUGCUCAGAUGUUGCCUAAAUUUACUGUUGAAGUUUUUCAUAUUAAGGACAAGGAUAUCAAUGAGCAUGGAAGCAUUCGCAUUGAGACAGAGACAUUGGGAAUGAAUCAUCUAACCAUGGAUAUGACAGCAGAUCCAGUCAAAGUCAAAUCAGAAGUUCCGAUGACAUUCAGCACAACAGAAGAUUCAACAAUCUACUUAUUAGCAAUCGACAAAAGCCUCAAAUUCUUAAGAGAUGGCAAUGAUGUCAAAAGAGAAGAAGUUGUUCAGGAACUGUCAGCAUUUGAUGGACAAUUAGAAGUUCUGUUAGAUGACAUGACAUCAUGGCAUGAAUGUACAGCAGAAGAGAUCAAACGUGUUGAAAGCGGACGAGUUGAAGUAUCCCAACAAACUUCAGAUACAUUUGUAUCAAGUGAUGACGAUGAGACAGUUGAUGAUGGCUUUACUCCAGAUGAAAAUGAUGUUGAUGAUACAGCAACUGAGGAGAUUGUCCGUGAGCCUACUGAAGAUGACUUAAUGCGUCAAGAUUUUCCUGAAACUUGGAUUUUUGAAUCAUUUGAAGUUGAAGAUUCAGAGACAAGAAAGUCAUUCAAAGUUCCUGACACAAUCACAUCUUGGCACAUUUCAGCAUUUUCAGUACAUCCACAAAAUGGACUUGCCCUUAUGGAUCCUCAGGAAUUGACAGUUAAGAAUGAAUUUUUCGUCAAAUUUACAUUGCCAUACUCAAUUCGAUACAAGGAAGUUCUACGCGUUGAUGUCUUGGUUUUCAAUUAUGUCAAAAGCAACAAGCCAUUAGAUGUUAAAGUCACACUUAAAAACUUGAAAUCAAAGCAGUUCCAAUUUGUCGAGUAUGAGCAAAAUGGAAAUAUUUGUAAGCCAAAUUACAGCAAUAAAACAAAUUUGAUACAAAAUGUCAAAGUGACUGGAAUGGGCAUGAAGAAAGUUUCAUUCUAUAUCCGAUCAAAUCCAAAUGAUGCAGAUGACAAAAGUAACAAAAUUAAAUCGAGAAUAAUUCAAGUUUAUGCUGAGGCUAGUGAUGGUUCUGGUAAAACCUACAAAGAUAGACUUGAAAAGAAAUUAAAAAUUGAGCCAGUCGGAGUUAGGAAGUUCAAUACUGAAGCAUACACAUUCAGUGUUAUUAACGAGAUGAAGCGGACACAUAGUGAAUAUAAUGUCUCAAAUUCUAACACUAAUAGCUACUGCAUUGUUAAUGGCGACUUCUUGACUGAUAUUAUUAAUCUUAAUUCUGGAUUUGAAAUCUAUCCUGGUGACUGCUUGGAACAAAGGACAUCCAAACUUAAAGGAAAUGUUCAAGUUUACAAAUACUUCCAAACUAAGAAGAAGACACAGAAUAAAGACUACUUUCAGAAGCAAUAUCAGGCUAUAUGGGAAGCACGUGGCAAGCGUUAUAACUACGAGUCAGCAUCCGGCUACAUAUCCUACUUUAUCGACGCAGUUGUCCCAGCAAUGGAACUCAAACUCAUCAAUGCUGACAUACCCGUUAUUGAAAAAGAACUUGAUAAACUGAAAAAGGCACAGACAACAGCUGGAUCUUUUGAAAAUUUUGGCAACUUUCCAGACAUUCGCGAAGAUCCCAGCAGAAAAAAUACUCAGAAUUACUUCCAGACAGCAUUCGUCUUGAUCUCAUUCCUUAAAGCACAAAAGAUUGUCACAAAUAGCUACAUGGAUGUGAUUGACAAAGCAUUUAUUUAUCUAGAUGAUGAAAGCAAUAGAUAUUCAGUCGACAGUGAAGGCUUAUCAAUUGCAGCAUAUGCUUAUGCUUUAGGAAUUGAGUAUGAUGAAGGCAGAGAAAAUGAAGCAAAAAAAUUACUGGAUACAAUUGAGAAGGCAAAGGUUGAUUAUGGAGGCAACAAGAAGUGCUUCAAAAUUAAAACAACCAGCACAGAAUGUCACAUGCGACACACAGCGUAUGCAGCUAUGGCUUACUUAAAGCUGAAUGAGAUUGAUAAAGCAAUGCCGUUGAUUUAUUGGAUGCUUAAGGAAUACAACUUCUAUAUCUAUCAAGGAUAUACUUACAAUACUGCAAUAUUAUCGGAACCGAUUGCUGAUGCAGCUAUUGCCUUAGGUGUUGAUGUCACUGACUUUGAAGUUGCUUUGACAAGCGAGGAUAAGCCUUACAAAAAAUUCAAGUUCACCAACAAAAAUGUCAAUGAUUAUCAUGAAGUUCCAUUCAUCCCAAAUGUUAAUAAAAUCAGCAUGAUUGUUGAAGGAACUGGCUUCUGUACAGUCACAAGAGUCAAUGAAUUUAUGGUCGAAGAAGCUGAAAUAAAUAAUAAGUUUAGUGUUACAGUAACUCCGAAAGCAUCGGAAGGCAUCGUUAAUGUUUGUGCAUCUUAUAGCUCGACAGAAUCAAAUCAAAAUUCCAUCUUGAAUGUUGUGUACGAGGUUGAGUUUCCUACUGGAUACAUCUUUGCUGGUGUUGUUAAUGAACAAAGUCAUAGGAAGGAUAUCAAACAAAUCGAGGAAAGAAAAGGAAAGACACUUGCUAUGAUCUACUACAACGACUUUGAAAGCGAUAAGACUUAUUGUGUGGAUAUAAAGGCAAUGAAGGCACACGAUGUAAAGAAUCCAAGCAAUGCUGGUGUAAAAGUCUACGACUUUAAUGAUAAACGAAAUGUUGCAGUUGAAUUUUAUGAAUUUAAAUCAUCAAUAUCAUGUUAAGAAAUUGCUUUUCCUGAAGAGAACUUUUCUCUAAUUAAGAAAAAUCUAAAAAAAUAAAUGAAAUUUAAAAAUAAAC
Molecule: messenger RNA, 4284 nt
Organism: Chironomus riparius
Lineage: Eukaryota; Metazoa; Arthropoda; Insecta; Diptera; Chironomidae
Source: the annotation of a GenBank genome assembly